Messenger RNA from Paralichthys olivaceus (Japanese flounder), 489 nucleotides. RefSeq names its product ribosomal protein, large P2, like (gene rplp2b). The record is from RefSeq and is a predicted model, not a curated record. Gene Ontology annotation, cellular component: cytosolic large ribosomal subunit; ribosome. Gene Ontology annotation, biological process: cytoplasmic translational elongation. Gene Ontology annotation, molecular function: structural constituent of ribosome. NCBI's taxonomy places the organism in Eukaryota, Metazoa, Chordata, Actinopteri, Pleuronectiformes, Paralichthyidae.
AUCACCGAAGAAGAAGAAGCGCGGUUUCUUCCGCCUCCAUCCGCCGUCGCCUCUUCCUUUCUGCCCGCUAACCCCGAAGAGAACACGCGUUCGCCUUUGUAGCUCAAGAUGCGUUACGUUGCUGCUUACCUGCUCGCUGCCCUUGGAGGCAAUGAAAGCCCUGAGUCCAAGGACAUCAAGAAGAUCCUGGACAGUGUUGGCAUUGAGGCCGAUGACACAUGCAUGGACAAGGUCAUUUCUGAGCUCAAGGGCAAGAAUGUGAAUGAGGUGAUCGCAUCAGGUUACGGUAAACUGGCCAGCAUGCCAGCAGGUGGCGCCGUGGCUGUUGCCAGCUCUGCAGCCCCAGGCUCAAGCGCUGCUGCAGCAGCCCCUGCUGCAGCUGAGGAGAAGGAAGAGAAGAAAGAGGAGUCUGAGGAGUCCGAUGACGACAUGGGAUUCGGCCUGUUCGACUAAACUUUUUCAAAACAUGAAUAAAGUUUAUAAAAAAAA